Messenger RNA from Penaeus vannamei (Pacific white shrimp), 926 nucleotides. NCBI's taxonomy places the organism in Eukaryota, Metazoa, Arthropoda, Malacostraca, Decapoda, Penaeidae. The record is from RefSeq and is a predicted model, not a curated record.
AACAUCGUGUAAGUGUCAACAUUACUAUCUGGGCUUUCCUGUUCGCUUCCCUACGUGCUGAUGACAACCUCUGGGAACUAGCAGCGUUGUGAUCAUACAGCACCGUGUGUUCCUCCAGAUUACUGACUUUUCGAACUAAAUUUGCCGAGUGUAUCGUGAUAAGGAUGAGAGAGAGGGCUGGAAGGCUGACAUAGAGCGCUGGUGACGAUGCUCUGGUGCUGCUGGUGUUGUGCUGGCCCGCAAUGGUCAUGAUUCCUACGCCUUCUGCCGUUAUCCACACGCCCACGCGCCCGAAAUUGGGAUUUUCAAUAGACAGUAUAGUAGGGCGUGGAGGCGUUGAUGCGCGGGGAUCGCCGCCCCCCUCUCCCGGGUCCCCUAGGGGCAGCCCGCGGCCAAGAAGUCCCGUAGGAAAUGCACACGAACUGCAGAAAACACAAGUUAGAGUUCCAGAACCAAUUCACCCUCUUGUGCCCACUUCGGUGCCUACUUCGUUACCUCAGCAUCCUACAGCUGCCCAUCCUUUGCACUUACUGCCAGGCCUGCACGUGCCCCAUGCCCUCCACCUUGCUGCCUUGCUUCCCCCGGGAGGCGCCCACAGCCUGCCCACAGCGGUACCCCCUGGUUUGCUUGGGCAGAUGUCCCACCUGGGCACGCCUCUGCCCCCAGCGCCAGGCCCACGAGAGUUCCCGCUGUACCCAUGGCUGUUGUCCAGACACGGCAGGUUCUUCGCUCAUAGGUUCCCAGGGCCGGACUUCCCGUCGUUCCUGCUGCCCUUCCGGAAGCCCAAGAGGAUCCGGACGGCGUUCAGCCCGAGCCAGCUCCUCAAGCUCGAGCAAGCCUUCGAGAAGAACCAGUACGUGGUGGGCGCCGAGAGGAAGCAGCUCGCCCAGGCUCUCAAUCUCUCCGAGACUCAGGUGAGAAUAUAG